Daldinia vernicosa is the source of this 1255-nucleotide messenger RNA. RefSeq lists its product as uncharacterized. Bases 222 to 956 code for a protein of 244 amino acids. The transcript has a single exon. Lineage: Eukaryota; Fungi; Ascomycota; Sordariomycetes; Xylariales; Hypoxylaceae. The record is from RefSeq and is a predicted model, not a curated record.
UCCUCACCUGUAUUACCCUUCGCCGGCACUCAUCCUGAUCUUCUUCUUUUUUCCUAUCAAGCUUUUUAGCUCGCCCCCGACGCAACUAGGGCAUUUGGAUUGCCCCAAAUCGCAAUGACAAAAUCGCAAUGACAAUGCGAUCUGAUAAAUUCACCGGCUCGGUAAUCAUCGCUUAAGUGAAGCGAACAAUUCCGCCGGAUACAGUUCUCAGGACAUUUCCAAUGGCGAUCUUCAGUCCACUACAAUUCUUCAUUUUCCCAUUCCUCUUCUUCGUCGCCCUUCCGCUUGCCCUUUGCGCCGGCUUCACGACCAUCUUAGCAUUCAUGGUCUUAUUCUUACGCUUGUUCCUCGUAUAUUUCGACGUCGGGCUCGAGACCUUGCGUUAUGUGUUUGUAGGUCAUGCUGCACAUACUCGAUAUACCCCACAUCGGCGGACUCCUUCAGGUACUCCAUCACACUCUUCGGAAUCCUCCCGACCAUCUUCGCCCGAAGCGCGGCAUAGGCGCCGACGCAGCAAGGUACGAGGCAGCUUUAGUAGCGGCUCUGCCACACCUAUUGGUGGCUUCGAUAGUAUGGCCUUAACACCCACCACUGGACUCGAAAGGGACUUCGAGGGUGUAGGAGGGUGGAGAUUAGAUAGCGUGGAUGUCGAUGAGGACGCCGCGGACCAACAGUGGUAUAGUCUCAACUCGCGGCUCGAACUUCCAGACCGCCGCCAUCAUUCCAGAUCACAUAGCGGAAAUGCUUCGUUGGCAGGAAAUAGCGGGCUAGGCCUUUAUAUGAAGGGCGCGAAUGUGCCGGCGGCUUACAAUCCAGAAGGACUAAAAAUGUAUACGCCGCCCAACAGCUCAAGAUCAAGAACACCAACAAGUGGCAGGCCACGUAGCUUUACCAAGCUCGACGAUAACGAAUAUUUUCCUACAAUAGAAAGGAAGCAUGCCAAAAAUGGCCGGUGACAAGAAAUGAUAAUGAGAAGGAUACAACACGUUUGGGAGUUAUUAACAAAAGGCUCUACUCAAGAUAUUUAGUAUAUGUGGGGGUUGUCUUGUAAGAUAGAAAGGAUUAGCGUUCUGUAAAAAGUUUUACGUCUGGGUUCGUGGGGGCAGAAUAAGGAGUUUGGUCUCAAGGUCAGAAGUUAUGGACAACAGGUUUGAUCCCAAUUAUCUGGCAAAAGUGGGAUCUGGCGCUAUGUUGUAUCAUAACCCAAACAUGUUGUAUAAGUGAAUUGGUAUGUGUAUAAGACUCGAUAUAACCU